AUGGCUUGCUGGACAUGCGUCGAUCAGGGCACAUUCGGUGUCAUCGCCACGUGCGGUAAAUUCGACCGAUUUGCACCUCCCGGGUGCCACGUGAUUAUUCCUUGCCUCGGCACGGCGAACGUUGGGACCAUCUCCACGAGAAUCCAAUCUUUGGACGUGUCCGUGGAAACGAAGACUCUAGAUAACGUCUUUGUCAACAUCAUCAUCUCGACGCAGUAUCAAGUCUUGCAAGACAAGUCUCGCAUGUUUGACGCGUUUUAUAAAUUGACCGAUUCUAAAGGGCAAAUUCGUUCGUACAUCUUCGACGUCGUCCGUUCGACGGUACCGAGAAUUAAGUUGGACGACGUUUUCACGUCGAAGGAGGAAAUCGCGAUGGAGGUGAAGAACAUGUUGGCGAAAUCGAUGGAGGAGUUUGGGUAUAACAUUAUUUCGACGUUGGUGACGGAUAUCGCGCCGGAUCCUAAGGUAAAGAACGCGAUGAAUGAAAUCAACGCGGCGCAAAGACAAAGAGUUGCCGCGAAGGAUCGCGCGGAAGCGGAGAAGAUUAUGGUGGUGAAAGCUGCCGAGGCGGACGCGGAGUCGAAGUAUUUGAGCGGUACCGGUAUGGCAAGGCAAAGACAGGCAAUCAUCAACGGUUUGAGAGAUUCGGUGGUGAACUUUCAAAAGGAAGUCGAUGGCAUUUCCUCCAAGGACGUGAUGGAAAUGAUGAUGAUGACGCAAUACUUUGACACGAUGAAGGAGGUUGGGACGCAAGGCGGGAACUCGACCAUCUUCGUACCGAGCGGACCGGCGGCGGUGGCGGAUGCGAGCGCCGCCAUUCGCGCCGGCUUGAUGCAAGGCAACGCGGCGGUGGCGGCUAUGCAGCGUUAA
Molecule: messenger RNA, 870 nt
Organism: Bathycoccus prasinos
Lineage: Eukaryota; Viridiplantae; Chlorophyta; Mamiellophyceae; Mamiellales; Bathycoccaceae
Exons: 3
Coding region: 1-870 (289 amino acids)
Source: RefSeq, a predicted model, not a curated record